UCCAGUAAAAAACAGUGCGAUUAUUUUAUUUAUUUUAAAUAUUGCAUUAACGUGUCGAUCAAAACCUCGGUAAGUCGCAACCCACAGAGCGUCAUACCCUCACGCACUGAGAUGGCGAUCUAGCACUCUGGACAGUUGCAUCAGUUCCUGUGUGCGCGUGUUAAAUGGCUGUGCCGUGGCUGCUGCUCUACGCUACUUUUUAUUCCCUGGACGCAGAAUAGUCACAGAUCCUCGGUUCUGAAAGGGCAGUGAUCGCAAUAAAGACGUCACCCUCCCUUCGCUCGGGGUUGGCUCGACACUGCGCAGCUAUUUGUAAGCUACAACAACAACAACCUCCAGCAGCAACAUGCCCGUGGAUAACGCACGGAUUUCUCUGAGAUCACCUCGCCGUGUGGAUACGACAUCUGCGUCAGAUCCAUAUAGCAAAGGCAGAUUUUAAUUGCUCCGGAUAUCUCGAUAACGACUGUGGACGAAAAAAACAAAAACAACAAGUCGCAAAUAAGACAGGGACGUGCGAUCUCUUCGCAACAAAUAGGAAACCCCAGUCGUGGAUUUCAAGAGGGGGGCACUCUUUCAAAGGGACUUCACGUUCCACGUCAGGACGGAUGAGGAGGUUUCCAUGUCUCUGAUUGGCGGGGUGGCAAUAGUAUAGUAUUUACUCUGUAAGAGUCAUGGAGGAAACGGCCGCUGCAGGUCCAGAACCGGGCUCAGGUGCCGCGCCACCAGCCCCAAAACCUCAGCCUCCCUCCUUUGUACCGUCCCGCACCCUGAUGGAGUGGAGACGGAGGGUCAAGUCUGAGUAUAUGCGCCUUUGCCAACUAAAACGCCUUAAAAAAGUAGAGAAGGUCAAGACCCUGUUCGUGUCCAACAGGAAAAAGAUUGAGCAGCAAACAAAUCUCCUGAAUGCAGAGUGGUCAAGGCUCAAGAUUCAGUCCAUCCCUCUGUCAACGUCUGGUGGAGCAGUGGUCAACAAGAAGAUGUGCACGGUGGAGUUUGGCUUCCCAGAAUUUAAAGCUCAAGCCAUUGCCAUCAGACCACUUUCAACAGUGACAGGAAUCCCAUUCAUGUACUCUUGGUCGCCCCUGCAGCACAACUUCAUGGUGGAGGAUGAGACAUUCCUUCACAACAUCCCAUACAUGGGCGACGAGGUGCUGGAACAGGACGAGGCCUUCCUGGAGGAACUCAUCGACAACUACGAUGGUGUCCAUGGCGACAGAGAGGGGGGGUUCAUCAGCGACGAAGUCUUUAAAGAGCUGGUAGAGGCCUUGAGUCAUUACUCUGAUCACGAGGAGGAGGAGGAGGAGGAGGAGGAGGAGGAGAAGGAAGAAGAAGCAGCCGUGAUGACGGCACAGGCCUCGGCGGAUGUGGCGGUAAAGAAGGAGGACGAGAGAGUGAUGAGGAGCUCAGCCGAGGGUUCGGAAGACGCCAGAGCGGGUACCGUCGCAUUCAUCAGGAGGAAGAGGAGGAGCCCCACUGAGGUGAGGGACUUAUCCAGCAGCAAGAAGGUCCCCAACGAAAAUAUAUUUUCAGCCAUCGCCUCAAUGUUCCCUUACAAGGGCACCACGGAGGAGCUGAAGGAAAAGUACAAGGACCUUGUUGAGCCCCCCCAGCCGGUGAAGCUGCCCCCUCUCUGCACCCCCAGCCUGGACGGACCCUUUGCUAAGUCUGUACAGCGGGAGCAGUCGUUACACUCCUUCCACACGCUCUUCUGCAGACGUUGCUUCAAAUACGACUGUUUCCUCCACCCUUUCCACGCUACGCCCAAUGUUUACAAGCGGAAGAGCAAAGAGAUCCGCGUGGAGACUGAACCAUGUGGUGUGGACUGCUUCCUGUUAGAGAAAGGGGCUAAGGAGUUUGUGGAUCAGAAUAUGUUACGGUCACAAAGGUCUCGGAGGCGCCGAAAGCAGCCGCGUCCCGCCAGCUCCAGCUGUCCCGGACCGUCUGCGUCUGCCGAGGAAGCACAAGAGGGCUGCAGUGACCAUGAAACCACCUCCUCCUCAGUGCUGAUACCGGAGGAUUUUCCUUUGUGUGUAACAGAGGGGAAUUCGCGAUGCCCAACUCCCACCAAGCUGCGUCCGGGCGAUGAUGACGGCAAGCAGCAGGCGGGCAGUGUGGUCCAGUGGAGCGGGGCAGAGGAGUCACUGUUCAGGGUGCUGCACGGCACCUACUUCAACAACUUCUGCUCCAUCGCUCGCCUUAUCGGCACAAAGAACUGCAAGGAGGUGUAUGAAUUUGCAGUGAAGGAAGUUUUGAUCCAUCGUGUUCCUCUUGCCGAUGGAGGAAUCGCGCCCCAAAAGAAGAAACGAAAACACAGGUUAUGGGCAAAGAUUCAGCUCAAGAAAGACAACUCGUCCAACCAGGUGUACAAAUACCAGCCAUGUGAUCACCCUGACCAUCCGUGCGACAGCUCCUGCCCGUGUGUGAUGAGCCAGAAUUUCUGUGAGAAGUUCUGCCAGUGCGUCCAUGAGUGCCAGAACCGCUUCCCAGGCUGCAGGUGUAAGACGCAAUGCAACACUAAACAGUGUCCCUGCUACCUGGCCGUGAGGGAAUGUGACCCAGAUCUGUGCAUGACCUGCGGCACGGCAGAUCACUGGGACAGCAAAGCCAUCACCUGCAAGAACUGCAGCAUCCAGAGAGGCCUCAAAAAGCACCUGCUUCUGGCGCCGUCAGACGUCGCCGGUUGGGGCACCUUCAUCAAAGAGCCGGUUCAGAAGAAUGAGUUCAUCUCUGAAUACUGCGGAGAGCUGAUCUCCCAGGAUGAGGCGGACCGACGUGGAAGGAUCUACGACAAAUACAUGUCCAGCUUUCUCUUCAACUUGAACAAUGACUUUGUCGUGGAUGCCACGCGCAAGGGGAACAAAAUCCGCUUUGCAAAUCAUUCAGUUAAUCCCAACUGCUACGCAAAAGUUGUAAUGGUGAAUGGAGACCACCGCAUUGGUAUCUUUGCCAAACGAGCAAUACGGCAAGGAGAGGAGCUCUUCUUUGACUACAGAUACAGCCAGGCUGAUGCCCUUAAAUAUGUGGGAUUAGAAAGGGUGCAUACCUCCGUAACCUCUGCCUAACCCUAGAGCCGCCCACUAAUGCUUCCGUCCCUCUCUGUAGCGCCGCAUCCAGCAGGACAGUCUGUGUCUCUGUCCUCUGUCCCUUCCAUCUGUUUGCUGGUGCUGCUGCCCUGCUUACACCCCUCACGCCACCUUCUUCAGUGACAGCAGUCUGCUCUCCUGCUCAUCUGCCCCCCCCCCCCCCCCACAUCUACCUGCAAGAGUAUAUUUGUCAAGCUUAUGAAACUAAACUAUUUAAAGUGGAAAUACUAUUAAUCUGUUUACCGUACGAUGAUGACAUGUUGUUUUUGUUUCAUCUUGUUAAAGCAUAGAGGUUUUAGAGUAGUUUUGUUACUGUACUCAUAGACCGGCUUUUGUUGGACUUCUCAAUACGUAAUGCAAGCUUUUACAUCGUACCUAAUGAUGCUCAGUUAAAUGCAUGUGCUGUCUCAUGGAUAAGCAAUUAACCAAUAAACAAUGUUAGUCACAGCAUUAGCUUCAGUCAGAUUCUGCUGCUUGCAGUCCUUCCGUAUCGUAGUGUGAUGUUACCCGCUGCCUGUUCUACAGAAGAACUUUACAAGGUUCCAAAGCUUUGUAUGUUCAUCUGUGAAUUGUUCUGCAAAAAUAGGCGACCAGACUAGAAACCGACUGACUGAAUGUAACCUCUGGUGAUGAUAGUGGAGAGAUCUCAUUCCUCUUUUCAUUUCAAGUAUUAACCCAUUCUAUUGGUACUCUGAACAACGUGCAUGCACAUCAUGUUUACAUGAUCUUGAGGACUUCACAUUUUGUGAAGGAAGUAAUUAAUGCAUUAACAAAUAGCACAGUAAAAGUUGUCCUUUUUAUAAGUGCCAAAUGAUUCCACACAGAAAAAAGCUGAAAAUAUUGUCGAUGUGUUGCAGAAGGUAAACUUUGCAAGGUUAAUACCAUGAGAAAAUAAAAAUGAUCAGUGUGACCAAAUAUUAGUCGCCCACAUAUGAAUGUAAAAUAUAUUUCUUAUAAUUUUCCUAAUUUCUUUCAUAUGUCCACCCUGUUUUUCAUUUAGAAAACAUUGAAGCCCACUUUAAAAUGAGAUCUUUCACAAUAGGGAUGAACAAAAUGGAGUUUACUGCUAUGUACAGUGUCUGCCUAUAACAAUUAAAGUUUAACUUUAUACAUUAAAAUA
Pungitius pungitius (ninespine stickleback) is the source of this 4203-nucleotide messenger RNA. It is a transcript of the gene ezh1, whose product is annotated as enhancer of zeste 1 polycomb repressive complex 2 subunit. The record is from RefSeq and is a predicted model, not a curated record. The coding region runs from base 672 to 3062 and encodes 796 amino acids. Gene Ontology annotation, molecular function: chromatin binding; protein binding; histone H3K27 methyltransferase activity. Gene Ontology annotation, biological process: heterochromatin formation. The transcript is spliced from 21 exons. Gene Ontology annotation, cellular component: nucleus; ESC/E(Z) complex. Lineage: Eukaryota; Metazoa; Chordata; Actinopteri; Perciformes; Gasterosteidae.